Bombyx mori (domestic silkworm) is the source of this 2215-nucleotide messenger RNA. RefSeq lists its product as uncharacterized. Bases 70 to 1269 code for a protein of 399 amino acids. The transcript has 9 exons. Lineage: Eukaryota; Metazoa; Arthropoda; Insecta; Lepidoptera; Bombycidae. The record is from RefSeq and is a predicted model, not a curated record.
AGUAUAAAAACUGAGAUUUAACGAUUAUCAGACAUCAUUAGUUUUACAGAUCUCAGUUAACAAUACAAAAUGAAGGUUACAAUCGCUUUCGUAUUGGUCCUCGGAUCCGUGUCAGCUCUCGGCUCAGGACCUUAUCUGCCCAGCGGCUGGAAACCAGACGGACCAGCUUUUUAUCUUCCAUCCGAAACUGAGGUAAAACCAGAUAAUCCUCUGAAAGAAGUUCUGUACCAAGAAACUGAGGCGUCGGGCUCCGAGGGUCUGCGCGAGUAUGGUCCUCCCAAGGUGGAGAUCAACCAGGGUCUACCUGAUGAGGUGACCGAACAGCUCUUCUCUUCUGAAGUCGUAGAAACUAAAUCCGAAGUGGCUGUAGAAGAAAAAGAGACUAUUACUGAAGUUGUAGUAGAAGAAAAGGCAGUUGAAAAAGAAGAAGUUGCGGUCACCGAAUCCGCAGUUGCUGAGGAAGGAAAGGCAGAACAGACGGAGUCAGUAAACGCUGGCUCAGUGGAAGUUGCAGUCACCGAGACUACUGUUGUUCAGGAAGAAAAGAAGACAGACCAGGUGGAGGCAGUUGAAGCUGAAGCUGUAACUGUUGCAGUAACAGAGUCUGCUGUUGUUGUUGAAGAAAAGAAGAUAGAGCAGGAAGAUUCGGUUGUAGCUGCCGCUGUAGAAGCUGCAGUCCAGGUUGCAGUUGAACAAGUCACUAGUGCUUCUGCUGAAGAGAAUGCAAUACAACAAACCGAAGAGGCCACUGAAAAUCUGGAACAAACGAUAACCGCUGAAGUCACAACUGACACUGUAAAGACAACCGUUGAAGCAGUCACUGAAGCUGUAUUGACAGUCGCAAAUGAAGAAUCACAGCAGAACAUAGUUGAACAAACCGUCAAAGAGAAUACUGAAUCAAAAGUCGUUGAACAGACUGUCGAAGUCAAAGUUGAGACGACCGACGCCCUAAAUGCCGAGCAGGAAAUAAAAACUGUUGAAGAAGGCAUCAAGAAUAUAGCCGAGGCUUUAAUGAUUCUCGAAAAUGAGGUCAAAGCCGAACAGGUCGCCACUGAAGUUCAAAAAACGGACGAAGUUUCAACUAACGCUGAAGUCCCGAUUGGCUUUCUCGAAUACGGCCCCCCCGGCUUCAGGGAGUACGGGCCACCCAAAGGGGAUGAGCUGUUGAGGACUGUCGUUCAGGAAUCAUUGAGCCUCCAGCCCUUAGCCAGCAACGAGCUUAGGAAGCGUCGCUUCUCUCCUAAAUUCAGGUCAACUAAGAAGCACUGAAGAUAUCAAAGCGAAUUUUAAUCAUAUUAAUCGAUUUACAGUAUUACGUAAUUCAGUUAUAUUAUUAUAUAAUUUCAUUUAUGAACAAAAUGUACUUUACAGCUAAAUAAAUAUGUGAGAAGAUUCCGUAGAAAGCGAUAUUGUUUAUCUAAAGAGACAAUACAAUAUUAUAACAUGGACAAAAGCAAAACUGACUUAUGUAAAUACCUAAUGCUGUUUAACUAAGCUUACGUUGGCGUUCCAAAGAUGGCCGCUUGGCGCCAAAUUCACAAAUUAUCUGUCAAAAAUGAAAUUAGUAUGAAUUAUCACAAAUAUUUUUUGUGAUCUAACCUGUAUUUCUGUGAUUUGAUUAAAAAGGAGAAAUAAUUCUUAGACGCGGCUUCGCAUACUGCCAUGAUUUAGCAUAAAUAAUUAAUAGUCUUGUAAUCUUUUAGGUAAAUGUAUUUUUACAAAUCGAUGAAUUAAAAAAAUAAAAAAAAAAUACUAGUAAAGGUUUUCAAACUACAGUAGUAGGUAGUGAAAAUGGAAAAUGUAAUCUAUCAAGUUUUUUUUUGGUUUCUCGUCGAUCUAAUGAUAUAACGCAUAUUUAUUUCUUCACCCUAAGACAUAUGAGACGUGCAAAAAUCGAUUGAUUGGCACAGUGUUGCCUAUUUUUGAGAAAAAAAAAAACUACCGAGUAAACGGUAACCGAAAUUGUCUCUGUGAAAAUAAAAAAAAAUCAGAUUUAAAAAAAAAAUCAAAUCUUAUUCGAUAAUGUGAAGAAGUAAAAAAAAAGUAUUGUAUUUUUGUUAAAAUGUUUUCAAAAUUAAUUUAUGUGGAUCGUUUAAGCGUUGUCCAAUAUUUAUCCUUGCUCUUUUUUAACGGAAUAUUAAAUAUUAUUGUCUUUAAAAUAUGAUUAGAUAAGUGUAUGAUUAAAAGAACAGAUUUAAUAAAGCUUUGCAAAGGA